UUAAGCUCAGGCCAGUUUUUUCUCCUGUGAUAGAGCGCUAACAAAGGAAUUGCCUGGCCGAGCGCGACUGAAUCCUGACAGUGCGGGCUCCAAUGGCAGCUCAUAAGGAAACAAAAUAUCCUGAAGGCUCAAGAAGUAAACAUUUAACCAAUGGAGCUGGAGUUUCUCAAGCACAAUGGGGAAGAGCCUGGAAAGUUGACUGGUUUUCACUGUCGGCUGUCAUUUUUCUACUCCUGUUUGCACCCUUCAUUGUGUAUUAUCUAGUAAUGUCAUGUGAUCAGUAUAAUUGCUCCUUAACUACCCCAGCCAUUGAAUUUCUCACUGGGAAAACUCACCUCUUGGAUAUCUGGAAUAAGAUGCCACCACUGACCUGGAAAGCUGCAAGCCUCUACAUCUCUUGGGUAACUUUCCAGGCAAUUUUGUACAUGCUUCCUGACUUUUUCCACAAGUUAAUUCCUCUCUAUCGAGGAGGAUUACAAGGAGGUGCAGUGACGCCUGCUGGUAUUAUACUCAACUAUGAGAUCAAUGGACUUCAAGCAUGGCUUAUUACACAUGCACUGUGGUUUGCAAAUGCUUACCAUUUCCACUGGUUCUCACCCACUAUUGUUUUUGACAAUUGGAUUCCACUCCUAUGGUGUGCAAAUAUUCUGGGCUAUGUGGUAUCUAUAUUUGUAAUGAUGAAAGCCUACUGGUUCCCCACUAACUCAAAAGACUGCAAAUUCACUGGUAACUUCUUCUAUGACUUCAUGAUGGGGGUUGAAUUUAAUCCUCGUUUAGGAAAGUGGUUUGACUUCAAACUGUUUUUCAAUGGUCGCCCAGGCAUUGUAGCAUGGACUAUUAUUAACCUCUCCUAUGCAGCUAAACAAAAGGAAUUGUAUGGUCAAAUAACGAAUUCUAUGAUUCUCGUGAAUGUCCUACAGGCUCUAUAUGUCUUAGACUUUUUCUGGAAUGAAACUUGGUAUUUGAAAACUAUUGACAUCUGCCAUGAUCAUUUUGGAUGGUACCUAGGCUGGGGAGACUGUGUUUGGCUUCCUUAUACCUAUACCCUGCAGGGAUUAUACUUGGUCUACCAUCCUGUUCAGCUUUCCACAGGUAAUGCAGUUGGAAUUCUGCUAUUGGGACUGGUGGGCUACUAUUUCUUCAGAAUAACCAAUCAUCAGAAAGAUCUCUUCCGUCGCACUGAUGGCAAUUGUAAAAUCUGGGGGACAAAGCCUAAAUAUGUUGAAUGCUCUUAUAUGUCGGCUGAUGGGACCAAACACUAUACCAAGCUGCUGACUUCAGGAUUUUGGGGAGUGGCCCGUCAUUUUAACUAUAUAGGAGACUUACUGGGAUCCCUGGCAUACUGCCUGUCUUGUGGCUUCGACCACAUCCUACCUUAUUUCUACAUUAUUUACAUGACUAUUCUUCUGGUCCACCGCUGCAUUAGGGACGAACACAGAUGCUCCAACAAGUAUGGCAAAGACUGGAAGCGGUAUUGUGAUGCAGUACCUUAUCGGCUAUUUCCAGGUUUUUUUUAAAUUCAUAACCUUGGUUGUUGGUCUUAAAGAAUAUGUUUGGAUGGACACACACACACACUUUUUUUUUCAACACAACAAGUUUUGGGAGCCUCCAGAGUAUGACAUCCACAAUACUGUUUGGCUAUUUAAUGGGACAGGAUCCAGAUCCCAAGACUGUUGUGCCUCUAAGAUAUUUUUUUUAAGUGUGAGGGGUGCUUUUGUUAUAACACAAAACCCCUACUAAUUGAAGAUCAGUGGAGAAAUCUUUAUAAUACAUAUGGUUCCACCACUCACUGAAACUUCUCUUCCUUCAGCCCUAGUGUAGUGAACAGAAGCUAUGCCCAAGCUAAACUGGUUUUUCAUAAUUUUCACACUAGUUUGGACAAUGGUGAUUCCUUGUGAUUUGUCAUGAGGAUAAUAACACACUUUGUAAACUGCUCUGAGUGUGACAUUAAAUUGUUCUGAACAGAGGUAUAUAAAUCGAAUAUUAUUAUUACUGACUUGAAUUUGUGUAAAUGAACACAAUUAAUUUCAUGUUAUUACGAGAUGCUGUGGUCCUUAGUGUGGCAUAUUUUAGUUGAAGCAGAUAUCCCUGAGGUUCCAUUACAAAGAAACACAAUACUUAUGAAGCAAACAGGCAGCAGGAUUACUACUACUGAUUUUACUUAUUCUUGCUUUCUAUGGAAAAUGCUUUUGGGGAGCAGCAUACUGAGAUACUGCCCUCAGUUACUAGCCUGUACUUGUGUCCUCUGUCUUAGCUAUUUACUACUUGUCACUUUUGUAUGCACAGGUCCUCUUUCACACAAAUACCUUCAUAUAUUUUAAAUGAGGAUGGUAGCACUUCUGUCUAGCUUUUAAAAAAAUAUAUUGAUGUGACCAUUCUCAACAGAAAAUUUAUACAUUGGUAUACGUAAGCAUUGAUCUUUCUGUAGAAAAAUGUAACUUAAACUGUGAUUGAAAAAGAACCAAUUGCAAAAAUGGAAACUGAAGAUCAGUGUAAGAUAGCAGUGGCCUGACAGCUGCCUUCAAGUGGGUCUUGUAUACAGUACUUCAAUUUUUGUGUGUGUUAGCUAACAGGUUUUAUAUAGUAUGUUAAAGACCAUUACAUACAGGAUGUAAAUAGUUUACCAUUCUGAAAACAAGGUUCCUGGUUUACUAGAAAUCGCCUAAAUUAAUCUGCUUAUGCAGUUUUUUCUUAAGAUGCCUCUUGUGUCAAGAACUUUACACAGCUCAGCCUUGGGGAAAACUAGCUGGGAUCUGAGAUAGUGGGCAUCAAGAGCAAAUAUUUUCUAUUCAUCGAACAGGCUGUUACAACUGGAUUGGAUCUAAAGGAAAUUACAUCUGCUUCAGAUACAACUCUGGGCUAUAUGUGAUCCUGAGAGCUAGCUGUACACAAGGGGGAAAUACAUAUAUUUAAGAAGUUAAAUUAAUAAACCAGCCACCUUGUAACAUACGUUAGCCAACUUUGAUUAAAGUUAAAACUGUAAUGUUUUGUGUUCACUUUGAAAGCAGUAGGAUGAAAUGGAGUAUUCAUAACACCAAAGAUGGAACAAGGAAGGGUGCAAAUGCAGUUCAUGCAGCUGUCAACUGGUUCGUCCAAUUUUAUCUGAGAUCAUGUUUUGUAAAAAAAUAAAACACAAUCUGCCUUCAUAAA
This is a messenger RNA of Eublepharis macularius, 3150 nucleotides long. It is a transcript of the gene DHCR7, whose product is annotated as 7-dehydrocholesterol reductase. Gene Ontology annotation, cellular component: endoplasmic reticulum membrane. NCBI's taxonomy places the organism in Eukaryota, Metazoa, Chordata, Lepidosauria, Squamata, Eublepharidae. The record is from RefSeq and is a predicted model, not a curated record. Gene Ontology annotation, molecular function: 7-dehydrocholesterol reductase activity. Bases 93 to 1517 code for a protein of 474 amino acids. The transcript is spliced from 8 exons. Gene Ontology annotation, biological process: brassinosteroid biosynthetic process; cholesterol biosynthetic process.